Copidosoma floridanum is the source of this 1362-nucleotide messenger RNA. RefSeq names its product vascular endothelial growth factor receptor 1-like. Lineage: Eukaryota; Metazoa; Arthropoda; Insecta; Hymenoptera; Encyrtidae. The record is from RefSeq and is a predicted model, not a curated record.
AUGUUAGAAGCUGGUCUGGAGAACUUUGAGGAAGGAGUACUUGAUCUUAUAAGUCCAGAGCUUACAGUGUACGAACAAGCAGAUUUUCUGCCAUACGACAAAAAGUGGGAGUUUCCCAGAGAAAAAUUAAAACUAGGCGAACGAUUGGGAAGUGGAGAGUUUGGAGUAGUGUUGAAAGCAGAAGCUACUAAAAUCAUUGCAGAUCAGCACACUACAAUUGUAGCUGUAAAAAGAACUCAUAAAAAUGCAGAAUUCGUUUCUAUACAAGCUUUAGUAAGAGAACUAAAAAUUAUGGUACAUCUAGGGCAACAUUUAAAUGUUGUUAAUCUUCUAGGUGCCUGUACUAAAAAUAUUGGCAAACGUGAGCUGUUAGUUAUUGUAGAGUACUGUGAAUUCGGGAAUCUGCAAAGUUAUCUUUGCAGUCACCGAGACCAUUUCGUUGAUCAAAUCGAUCAAACUACUGGGAAAAUCGAUUUAUCUGUUGGAAAUAAUAUAAACAGUAUGAUAUCGAGCAACAACGACUCAAAUGAUGAAGACAUUAUUUAUUACGCUGGAACUAACGAUUCUAUCGUCUCAACUGGGUUAAACGACAGCCAUAACUCAAGUUACUGUAACUUUGAAGGUUUUGACAUAAACCAAAAUUCGAAGCCUAUCUUCACACAGGAUCUUAUCUCUUGGGCAUUUCAAGUCGCCAGAGGCAUGGAAUACCUAUUUAGGAGAAAGGUCCUGCACUGCGACUUGGCUGCAAGAAAUAUUCUCCUAGCAAAAAAUAACGUCGUUAAGAUUUGUGACUUCGGUUUGUCCAAGUCAAUACACAGAGACGGAAUUUACAAAAAGCAGAGCAACGAAAAAUUACCACUUAAGUGGACCGCCAUUGAAUCCAUUCGAGACCGGGUAUAUUCUACAAAGUCAGAUGUCUGGUCGUUUGGUAUUAUGCUUUGGGAAUUUUUUACACUUGCAGAUGAUCCAUAUCCAGAUAUGACGGCUCUCGAGGCGUAUCAACAUAUCAUCGAAGGCUACAGAAUGAAGCAGCCUCCAUAUGCCACCAAAGAUAUUUACAACAUUAUGCUUUGCUGUUGGGAAGCCGAUCCAGUUCUAAGACCAUCGUUCACAGAUCUAGUCGAGAGUCUUGGAAAGUUUUUAGAAGAUGACAUCAAAGAAUACUUGAUCAAAUUGAACCAUAUGUAUGAAAAUAUAAACGGGAUAGGUCGCUUGGAGGGACACUAUGAUUACCUGGCCUUGAUGUCGUCACCAGAUCGCAUAGAAUUAAUGUCACCUUCCCAUGAGUAUGUUGAUGUUCCAUCUCAAGCUAUGAACUCAGUCUCUGCAAACAUGAUCAAUGACAACCCUAGGACAAUUUAA